ACAGGGAUGGGCAUUUAAGACGUUAGAAGUAAAGUUGUGCUCCUGCCAAAAGCAACACCACUCCACUUUUUUUUCCCACCGAAUCCUUUUUUUUAUUUGUCGAGGUGUUCUGCUGUGUUCCAAAUGCUCAUUUCUGGUUUUCUGCAGGUCAGUGAAGUCCAGAUGCACGAGUCUCGGUCAGAACCAGCAGGCCACACCGUUCAAGCGAAUCCGGGGGAGAACAGACAUAACCAUGAGAACGAGGGUCGACUGAAGAGCGGCCAGACUCCUCCUCCUCCUCCUGAGGCGCCGAGGGUCCCAGCGUCCUUGUCCAUGAUGACCCCACCAGCAGAGGCUCCCCAGCAGCUGCAGCAGACGGCUCCACAGCAGGUCCUCACUCCUCAGCAAGUCCAAGCGCUGCUCCAGCAGCAGAAAGCACUCAUGUUACACCAGCAACAAAUUCAAGAGGUCUUCAAGAAUCAGCAAGAGCAGCUGAACAUGCAGCUGCUGCAGCAGAAGAAUGCCGGCAUCGUUAGCCAAGAGCUGACGGCCCAUCAGAUCGCCAUUCAGCAGCAGCUCCUGCAAGUGCAACAGCAGCAUCUCCUCAACCUGCAGAGACAAGGCCUGCUCUCUGUGCUUCCCACCAGCCCCAGUGUAGCUCCAGGUAGAACCAUCUGUGAAAACGGCAGCAUGCAGCACUGUGCAGACGUCAGAGACUCCUCCAGUCAACAAUCCAACACCAACAACCAUCAGACUCUUCUGAAGAGAGAGGACAGCGGGUCGGUGAGUGAAAGUCCUCAGAAGAGUCACGCUCUGUACGGAAACGGCAUGUGUAAAUGGCCCGGCUGUGAGAUGGUUUUUGGAGACUUUAAAGCAUUUAUCAAACAUUUGAACAGCGAGCACACACUUGACGACAAGAGCACAGCACAGUGUCGCGUUCAGAUGCAGGUCGUUCAGCAGCUGGAACUGCAGCUGAAAAAAGACAAAGAGCGACUGCAGGCUAUGAUGGCUCAUCUGAAGUCCUCUGAACCCAAACCUGCAGCACAGCCCGUAAAUCUGGGGACGAACGUGUGUUUCUCCCAGGCGACGAUGCCCAAAGGCCCCCCACCUAUGAGCCUCUCUCAAAGCGCCACCGCACCCUCCACCCCCCUCACGCCGCUGUCCGACUCCCCCUCCGUCUUCACUCCCAACAGCAUGUUCACCCCCACCCCCGUACGGCGGCGGUACAGCCGCUCUGUGAGUCAAGAUAUAAUCGAUAAUAAGGAGUUCUACCUGACCACUGAAGUCAGACCUCCAUUUACGUAUGCCUCGCUCAUAAGACAGGCUAUUUUUGAGUCUCCUCGCAAACAGUUGACGUUAAACGAAAUCUACAAUUGGUUCACAAGAAACUUUGCGUACUUCCGGCGCAACGCAGCUACCUGGAAGAAUGCCGUCAGGCACAACCUGAGCCUGCACAAGUGCUUCGUCCGUCUGGAGAACGUGAAAGGAGCCGUGUGGACGGUGGACGAGAUCGAGUUCCACAGAAGACGGCCUCAGAAGAUCGCAGGAAACGGAUCCCUGCUGAAGAACUCGCAGAAUCGCUCCAGCGUAGCCGGCUCUGCUCUUCAGAGCGGCGGUUUGGACGGCAGCAACUCCUUCUACAGCCCAGCCUCGAUGGGCAGCAUCCCCCUUCACUCCCUGCCUCACGUCCUGCAGGAGCAGAUGAACGGCGCUCUGGCGAAUGGAUCAGGAUACCAAAGUGACAGCAGUGCGACGCAGUCUCCUCCACAAGCUUUCAUCAAAGAAGAGCAGGAGGACGAGGAGAUCUGUGAAAAUUACCCCUACGAGUCUCCCGCGAGCGCCGACGAGCACGGCCACAGCCCGGACAUGACCCAGGAGGAAGACAGCAGCCCGGAGAGGUCCAGCCUUCAUCUGGACCGUGUGCCUUCUCUCUGACCUCGAGGUCCACGUUUUUUCACUGCAAGGCAAACCUAAUCACAGCCUGUGUGAUCCGCAUUCCAAAAAAAAAAAAAAAGAAAAGAAAAAAAAACAACAGUGUCAUCCACAUAACCAAACACUCUUAGGGAAUUUUUCAAAAGAUUUUCCAACAUUUUUCUUUCUUUUGUUUUUGUUUCUUCACUUAGCUCCCUGUUGUCUUUUUGUACAUUUGAGUGACGUCAGAGAAACGCGUUUGUCAAACAGCUUGUGAGGGUUUUCUUUUUCUUUUUUUUUUUAUAUAUAUUUAAUUUUAUUUUAUACGUCUCCACAAAAGGAAACCGGUAUGAGAAGAAAAAGCCAAAGGAAAGGGAACACUGAUCUUAUUAAUAGCACUUCACAAUGAGAGACUCCUCUUCAUAGCUGCUUUGUGCUGUGUGAGGCCACACUACCUGAUUUAUUUUAGCCAUUUAUGUAAAGAUUUGUAGAGGAAUUUAAAAAAAAAAAGAAAAACAGAAUCUUGCUUUAACAAAUGGAAAAAUGUUCACUGCCAAUGUGAUCUGAUAUAUUUGUAUUUAAGGUAUAAUCAUUGAGUUGAUCAGAGGAGAAGCUUCUUUAUACCUGCUGGUUUUUUCAUCCCUUCCAUGAACAUGACUAAAUUUGGCUCUAACUGAGCUUGUAAGAGUAGAUACUAUAGAUAUAUCAAUAUUGUAAACAAUGCAUCUCUAUGAAUAUUAAAUUCCUCAUGAUCUAUGUGAA
Messenger RNA from Oryzias melastigma (Indian medaka), 2652 nucleotides. Its product is annotated as forkhead box protein P1-B. Gene Ontology annotation, molecular function: DNA-binding transcription repressor activity, RNA polymerase II-specific; RNA polymerase II cis-regulatory region sequence-specific DNA binding. Gene Ontology annotation, biological process: regulation of transcription by RNA polymerase II. The coding region runs from base 124 to 1914 and encodes 596 amino acids. The transcript is spliced from 15 exons. NCBI's taxonomy places the organism in Eukaryota, Metazoa, Chordata, Actinopteri, Beloniformes, Adrianichthyidae. The record is from RefSeq and is a predicted model, not a curated record. Gene Ontology annotation, cellular component: nucleus.